This is a messenger RNA of Lottia gigantea (owl limpet), 714 nucleotides long. RefSeq lists its product as hypothetical. The record is from RefSeq and is a predicted model, not a curated record. Gene Ontology annotation, molecular function: nucleic acid binding; nucleotide binding. The transcript is spliced from 2 exons. Bases 1 to 714 code for a protein of 237 amino acids. NCBI's taxonomy places the organism in Eukaryota, Metazoa, Mollusca, Gastropoda, Lottiidae.
AUGGAUGAAAUUUGUAACGUAUUAAAGGAAUAUAUUUCACAAAGUGACACAGAAAAAAUUGAAGAAAAAGAGAUUACUACCGAAGAUAGUAAAUCUACACGACUAACACCUAGUCAUUUGGGAUCAUUCGUUUUAUCUCACAGUAAAAAAAUAAUGAACAAUUUCAUUCACGUCAUAAAUGGAUUUUAUAAACCCGAAAUAUACUAUACCGACACCGAUAGUUUGUACAUUUCAUCAAAAAAUUGGAAAAAACUAAACAGAGCUGGUUUGGUCUCCGAAAAAGACUAUUGCAAAGGUAAAAACGAUUACGGUGACGGUGGAAUUAUAUUCGGUUUAUAUUUAGCACCAAAAGUCAAAUACAACAUCGUUUUGACUUCUGAUGGUGUUUUAAAAGAAAAGAAAACGUUUAAAGGUUAUUCUAAUGAUAAGAUAAGUGUGGAAGAUUACGUUCAGUUAGCAAGCGGACAUGAUGUGUCGAACGAAUUUAAGAAACCAUGGGAAAAAAGUUUCACCAAUGGAGUAGUUAUUCCAAAUGAUAAACAAACUAAAGUUUUUAGAAGUUAUUUGAAUAAUGUUAAAAGAAAACCACCAAACAGUGAAGGAAUUAUGUAUCCUUACAACGACAAAGAUGAGUAUAGUUUUGAUGAAAACUAUGAAUUUGAUGAUUUCGACUAUCUUACUAUUCAAGACGAGAAUGAAGAUUGUUUUAAAUGA